Polychytrium aggregatum is the source of this 1390-nucleotide messenger RNA. RefSeq names its product NUDIX hydrolase domain-like protein. Gene Ontology annotation, molecular function: manganese ion binding; magnesium ion binding; coenzyme A diphosphatase activity. NCBI's taxonomy places the organism in Eukaryota, Fungi, Chytridiomycota, Chytridiomycetes, Polychytriales. Gene Ontology annotation, biological process: nucleoside diphosphate metabolic process. Bases 41 to 979 code for a protein of 312 amino acids. The record is from RefSeq and is a predicted model, not a curated record. The transcript has 2 exons.
CCAUCUGCCCGCAUGCCUGCAUGCCCGCCGCCCAGUUCACAUGCCCGCAGCUCCGCGGUCAGAUGCGGUGACGGCGUCGCUGGUCCCGCUGUUCUGGUCUGCUCGUUCGCUCGCCCGCCAUCUCAUCAACCCGCACAUCACCGCCAUCAUCAUCGGCCUGGGCCCAGCAGCACCCAGUCCCAGCCCCAGCCCACUCCCUCCACUGCUCUGCUUGCUUGCAUCCCCCCCCCAGUGGUCCGCCAUGAAUUGGAGGUCGGCCCAGUCCAAGCUCCUGCGUGCCGGUCCGCUGCAUCGUGCAAAUGGCGGCCAUGUCUCGCUCUCUCCUGCUCGUCUGCACUCGACCACCCAAGGCGGCGCCCUUGCCUUCCCCGAAUUCAACGAUGCAACUCUCGGUCUGUUUCGGGAGCGCCUGUCGCUGAGCCUGAGGCAGGCGCCCAAGGUCCGGUGGAAGUAUGACGAGUCUAGAGGCCCGCUCCGGAAGGCCUCCGUGCUGGUGCCGUUCUGCACCCGCAGCGGAGAGCCAUCCGUCCUGUUCACUGUCCGGAGCAAGAAUCUCAAGAAACACCGAGGCGAAGUCAGCUUCCCUGGAGGCAUCCAGGACGAAACAGACCCGUCGCUGGAGUCGACUGUGCUGCGAGAGACGUUUGAGGAGGUCGGGAUCCAGCCAUCAAGCAUCUCGAUUUUAGGACGAUUGACACCGCUUCCUGACCGCACAACCACAAUCGAGGUGACGCCGUACGUCGGCUUUCUGGGCGAGAUUGAUCCGCGGGAACUCGACUACAACCACGACGAAGUCUCGGAAGUCUUCACGAUGGGCAUGGAGGAAGUUCUCGACGCAAGGCGGCGCAAGGUCGUUGAGUUCCGGGGCUCGCCUGGCAUCCGCGGGAUCGAGUGGAUCAAAGACGACAAGCGCAUUUGGGGGCUGUCGGCAUACAUCCUGCAUCAAACCCUGAACGUCCUGCUCGACACGAAGCUAUAGCUGGCCUGAUUCGAGCAGCGCGAGCGGUCGUGCUGCUGCUUCUGCCUCGGCCCCGACUGCGAUUGUAGCGGAUUCGGGCGAUCCAUCGAGAAGCUUCUGGGUCUUUUCGAGGCACUUGCGCUCUGCAAUCGUGGGCAUUGCAGGUCACCGGCUGCGGUCACGCACUCAAUCACUGCCUGUUGUGUGGUCAUGCACUCGGCUGCUGCUUCCCGCCUUUCUAUUCUCGUUAGCACCGGCUUGCUUGCCGCCAAACACUUCAGCCACGAGCACAGCGCCGUCGCUGCCGCACGUAUGCGGCUCGACGCCAUUCCAGGACGAUCCCUGGAGUUACUGGAAUGACCCGACGGCAGAGGCCAAAACUUGUCCCCAACAUACAGCCCGUGCAAUACAGCAUUUGCAUGCUUCUCCGGA